This is a messenger RNA of Habropoda laboriosa, 1407 nucleotides long. RefSeq names its product homeobox protein otx5-B-like (gene otd2). Bases 68 to 904 code for a protein of 278 amino acids. Gene Ontology annotation, cellular component: nucleus. The record is from RefSeq and is a predicted model, not a curated record. Gene Ontology annotation, molecular function: RNA polymerase II cis-regulatory region sequence-specific DNA binding; DNA-binding transcription factor activity, RNA polymerase II-specific. Gene Ontology annotation, biological process: regulation of transcription by RNA polymerase II. The transcript has 6 exons. Lineage: Eukaryota; Metazoa; Arthropoda; Insecta; Hymenoptera; Apidae.
GUUCGGCGCGUCCGCCGCCGGGCCCUACGGCGCCCUCAAGCCCAACCCUUACGUCAGCGCCCUUGGCAUGCCACCGAUCGAGGCCCUGCACUCCACCAUUGGCUACCCGGGUUGUACUCCCGCGGGUGAGUCCUACUACUGUAAUCCGAGGAAGCAGAGGCGGGAAAGAACGACGUUUACCAGGGCACAGUUGGACGUAUUGGAGGCACUAUUCUCCAAGACCAAGUAUCCGGAUAUUUUUAUGCGGGAGGAAGUGGCGAUGAAGAUCAACCUUCCCGAGUCGAGAGUGCAGGUGUGGUUCAAAAAUCGCAGAGCCAAGUGCAGACAACAGCAGAAGCAGCAGCAACAACAACAGGACAAAGCUCCGAGGUCGAAGAAACCCUCGGGGAAUCCGACCAACAAUCCGCCCUCUGGAAAAAGUCCUUCGAUUGCUACCACGCCCACGCCUGCUGCCGUGGUGCCUGCCACAACACCCCUAAGCGGAGGUACAGCUGGUUCAGCGGCCAGUUCACCGGCGCUCCUGAGGGACUCUCCCCAGUACAAGCCAGCAGGCAGUGGGACCAGUUUACUCUUGGCAGCCAGUACAACUCCGCCAAGCUUAGGGGGAACGGUGUACAGUAGUGGCGGCAGUAGCAGUAGUAUCUGGAGUCCAGCUGUGACGGAGAGCGGCGGAGGAUUCCCCGGUGACCAUCAGAGGUUAGCAUGGACAACAACCGCGUCUCAGCAGCAGUGCUACCAAAAUUACUCGUCUUACUACACCAACAUGGAUUAUCUCUCGCCUGCCACGCAUCAGUUGAACGUUGACGGCGGAGGAAGCGGUUUAGACAACACAUGGAGCAAAACGAGAGACGAGAGUGCUUCGUCCUGGUUUUACAAUAGCGCCGGUUGGGGCGACCGGAAGUGAAUUGCAGAGGCGCCGAGUACGCGAAGGCUUUGGUACAUAUCAUCGAGAGUAGCUAAGCGGAGGACUAUGGAGAUCGAUGGCAGUUGUUGUUAAUAAGAGAGACACGGCCAAAGACAGUCCUCUUUACGCUAGACAUAUCGUUAAAUCGCGACCGCCAGGCCUCGACACGUUACCGUGUGACUCGUGAGUGCCAUAUUCGUUUCCUCCUGUGUUCCACGAAGUUCAAUUUCUCCCCGCGUACUGAUUUGUCUCGAUACGAUCGACGAAACAGCUGAUCGCGAUCAAGCGUGGAAAAGGAUGGAAUACCGAGAGAGAGAGAGAGACAGAUUCGUGUCGAAGAGUAAGUCGUUCGCGAUCAGCUGUUUCACCCACCCAACGUGUUUACUUUCCGUUCCUUCCUCUUCGUUGAAACGUGCAAUUUCCUGAUAAUUAUCACGAUCUCCCCACCCCUUCGAUAUUCGUUCCCACUCAUUGCUACACUAGUCAUUCAGGGAUAAGAAAGA